Trifolium pratense (red clover) is the source of this 1778-nucleotide messenger RNA. RefSeq lists its product as uncharacterized. Lineage: Eukaryota; Viridiplantae; Streptophyta; Magnoliopsida; Fabales; Fabaceae. The transcript has 6 exons. Bases 121 to 1305 code for a protein of 394 amino acids. The record is from RefSeq and is a predicted model, not a curated record.
ACAGUAUCACUUACAGUAGCAAAAACUUUGUUUAUUUUGUGGACUCAGAAGUCGUGACCUACAUCUUAACGUCGUCGUUUCAUCUCUGUAAUCAACUGCCAACGCCGGAAACAAUCAACAAUGUCGGUCUCUGGUGGUGCCGUCAUCGUCGGCCGUCGUAAUACCCGCCAUCAUGUCGAUAAUCGUUUUUACUGUCCACCGGCGCUACGAAAACAGAGACAACAACAGCAGGAACAACAGGAACAGGAAUCUACGUUGAUUGAGAAUAACAUGCCAUGUUCCUCUUCUGAUAAUUCCGUUUCUUCUUCUUCAAUCGAUACGACAUGUGAUGCUUCCAAUUUGUGUCGGUUCUUGGAACACACCACUCCUCAUGUUCCCGCUCAAUAUUUUCCUAUGAAAAGUAAGAGGAGAUGGAGACCAAUGGAGACAGAAUUGCAACCAUACUUUGUGCUCGGGGACUUGUGGGAAUCUUUCAAGGAGUGGAGUGCAUAUGGGGCUGGUGUUCCAUUGGUGUUGUCUGGGAAUGAAUCUGUUACUCAAUAUUACAAUGUAUCUUUGUCUGCUAUUCAGCUUUAUAUUGAUCCAUCAAAACCGUCCCCGCAGUUAAGGAAACCCAGUAAGGAAAGUGAUUCUGAAUCAGCUAGAGACACAAGCAGUGAUAGCAGCAGUGGCUAUCGUCAUGAUAGAGGUGCUAAGAGUGUAAUUAAUGGCAGUUCGAAGCAGCCUAACUUUUCAGAUGCAAGCAAUCUUAGUCUGGAAAGAAUGUCACUUGGAAGUAAACCCUUAGCAGGUUCAUCAAGUGAUGAGAACGGAAGCUGCAGUGCAAUUGGUCAGCUUGUAUAUGAAUACUUUGAGCGCGAAACACCUUAUAAUCGCGAACCAUUAGCAGAUAAGAUUCACGAUCUUGCUGAACAAUUUCCUGAUUUGAAGACAUACCGGAGCUGUGAUCUUUCACCUUCAAGUUGGGUUUCAUUGGCUUGGUAUCCAAUAUAUAGAAUACCUGUCGGUCCCACACUACAGGACCUGAGCGCGUGCUUCCUCACCUUCCAUUCCCUGUCAACACCUUUAAAAAGUCCAACUACCGUAAAUUGUUCAAAAGAUAAGGAUAUAUGGUCCAAGCUAUCACUACCAAUAUUUGGCCUUGCCUUUAACAAGUUCAAAAUUUCUGUCUGGGAACCUGAAGGGGAUUCUGAAGGUCAGAAAUCCAAUUCUCUAUGGCGAGCUGCUGACAACUGGAUUAGGCAAUUGCAAGUUAACCAUCCUGAUUACAAAUUCUUUAAUUCUCACUAUACAUAUUGUAGGUGAGUCUGAGUUUUCUCUAAUAAACUGAAGUAGUCAAGUCUCAGCUUAUGAAGUCGCCACUGGCACCUGGUAUACUGUUGUUUUUUUUGUUGCAAGGAACACUUUAAAGUGCUCUCAUAAAAUCAUAUUUAAAGGAUCUGUUCUUCAGUUUUCGGAUGAUGCAAGGCCUUUAACCGACAGUUUCUGCUUUUAUGUAGAAAAGGUUGUCUCUGCUGAAAUGUAUAUUUUAGAUGGUUUUUUGUGCCUAGGUUUGUAUAGACGAUGAGUAACAUUAUAAUUCUCAAUCACAUCCUUAUUGUGAGAUGUAUUUAUCCUACAGAAUUCCAGUACUGCUGGUUUAUUCUUGAUAGGCUAAAUUAAUGGGAUAUUAAAUUAUUAUUUGGACAUCUUUUUUCUUUCUUUCUAUUAUGCGACCAAAAGUACAUUGUAACUGGUUUUCGAUUUUUAUUAGAAUGGAAAGUAACAUAUAGUUGAAA